AACCGUCCCUUGUCUCCAGCGACGAUUUUUGCGUGGAUCCUAAUGUUCAGCAGUCAUCGGCGAUCGCCCUGGAGGAGAGGCUACAAGAAUUGAACAUCGAUCAUAAGACAACCACCAAAGCCUCAAUGCCUGAUGUCGAGCAAUCACAUGAAAAGCUUGACGUUGACUCUGAACUUCGACAGUCUUCCUCUCUAGUUGCGGAUGACAUGCAGACCAUCAAUUUAGACGGCAUUGUCCCGUUUCAGGCCGCUUCCGUUACUCCCUCCGCCUCACAAACGUCGAUGACAUCUGCCCCUCCCCAACGUAUGGCUUAUCCCAUACCCACAAUGGGGUACUAUCAUCCUCAAGGAUGGGUAGCUGUUUUCCCGCCAUAUCACAUGCAGUACAUGGGGGCAUACCCUGGAUUUCCUCUUCCGCCGCCGAUGAGCCAAUCGUUUCCGCCGGCUAGUGGCGCGGAUGCUCGUGGAACACCUUCAGCAACACCUGCUCCGAUUGUUCACCCAGGCAUGUAUGCUCUAUUCAUUCCAUAUCCGUAUCCUGCGAGAACACCCGUGCGAGAACAAGGCCAGGGACAGACCCCUGUCGCAACACAAGCGCCGCUGAUACCUACGGGGUUCAUUCACGGAUAUCAGGGUAUUCUGGUUCCUGUUUAUCCUCCAGACGCUCUGAAUCAAUACAUGUCCGGCGCUCAAGGCGAACAAGCUUCGACCUCCACAGAGACUGCUCUUGCUUCGCUCCCAGUUCAACCUCCUAAUAAUUGGAAGCCAUACCCUCCACCUGCGUUCGCACCUGGCAUGUCAGUACCGCCAGGGAUUCAGCGCCCGAACUCAGGACCUUUUCUGAUAAUGACUCCACACGGCUGGAUGCCGAAUCAUGCCUCAUUCGGCAUCAACCAGCGUAUGAAAGCCCCAUCGAACUUUCCUCUAGGUUCUGGUGCACACAUGCAGCCGGUGUUUGAGCAGUGCAAUAUCAAUGUACCUCCUCGUCGCCAACAUCGCAGAGACCAUCAGUCCAAUUUCAAGAACGGAGGUCGCGGUCACCCUGGGCGUUACCCUCGCGGAUCAUUCGCAUCAAAUGCACCAAUGAUGAACAUACGUCCCACUCCGGGAUUUGACCACUUCACUAGCUCCCAACGAGAUGCGCAGAGUGGUCCUGAAUGGAACCAUUGGGGUACCCAGUGA
Suillus plorans is the source of this 1181-nucleotide messenger RNA. RefSeq lists its product as uncharacterized. The coding region runs from base 126 to 1181 and encodes 351 amino acids. The record is from RefSeq and is a predicted model, not a curated record. Lineage: Eukaryota; Fungi; Basidiomycota; Agaricomycetes; Boletales; Suillaceae. The transcript is spliced from 2 exons.